Molecule: messenger RNA, 1305 nt
Organism: Nannizzia gypsea CBS 118893
Lineage: Eukaryota; Fungi; Ascomycota; Eurotiomycetes; Onygenales; Arthrodermataceae
Exons: 3
Coding region: 1-1305 (434 amino acids)
Cellular component (GO): nucleus
Source: RefSeq, a predicted model, not a curated record
AUGCACCAACAAUCUUCCAACUAUCCUACGACACCCCAGAGUUGCACUCACACAGAUGCAAUCGCCCUUCAAUCCUCAUCAGCCACCGGGCUCGGUCUACUAAACUGCUCUGUCCCACCUGCCGGUCCAUCAGUAUCCAUCUGCUCGCCAUCUCAAUCAAUGCUUCAAGCUACCCAAGGGUGGCACGGGGAGCCGAAUGUCGGUCACUGCUUUCCGAACACGCCUUCUAGAAUGGUUACCUACCCCUUAAUAUCGAUAUACGAUGGCCUACAGGUGGUGCCUAAUGCAUCGAUCUCGUCCUUCAGUGUUCCAAGCAGCCAUAUUGAUACUUCUUCGGCUGGUUUCCUAAGUCCUGUUCCGUUGAUGAAGGUGGAAAGCAGUUCAACUAUUCAGUCCAACAUAUAUGCACCUGAUUUGUCGUCGAACUACGGGGUGUCCCCAAGCCCUACUCAUUCUCCACAGAUUCUUAGUGAGGGUAUGAGUGAUGACUGGGAAGUAAUAAUAAACGACAACGCCGCAAAACAAGGCCUCUUCAACUUGGACGAUCUUCCCUUAUUUCAUCAGCAAAUUGGACCUCCUGCCCCUACAAGACAGCCUCGAGAAACAAGCACUUCAGUCCUUACCUCAACUCCUAUCGACACUCAGAGCAAGCCUCACCGUUCCCCAUUACGAACCUCAAACAGUAACAAGGUGGUAGGCAAACGGUCAGCUGAACUUGUUCAGUCAUCUCCUGAUGUGAAAAUGCCCUCAAAAAAGAAGCGGACGCUGGACAGUGGGGAUGGGAAAUAUGAAUGUGAACAGUGUGGAAGGCAGUUUACACGGAAUUCAAACUGCAGAUCGCACAUGAAGAUACACGACCCCAACAGAAGAUACCCUCACAAAUGCACAAUUGGUCAGUGUACCAAUAAGUUCAGUCGAAAGACUGACCUUAUUCGACAUGUUGAUAGUGUGCAUAAAAAACUAAAACGGUUUGGCUGCGACCAGUGCGGACACCGCUUUGCUCGACAAGAUACACUGCGACGGCAUCGAGAGGAUGGUUGUCGAAGACAACAACAGCAUCGUCGAGCACUCCUGGAAAGCCAACAACAAGAAAAGUUACAAUAUCACCAUCACCAUCACCGCCAGCCAGACAUUGUAACCACCACAAUUGCGCCAUCUGGCCUGGAUGCCAGUCAUGCUUACCCGAUUGUCUCUAUUCCCUAUCACGAACCAGUUGCAGCAUACACGACCCACUCUCAGCUACAUGCGGCCCUUGUCACACCAUACCUAAACCCCAGCAACGAAACCUACCAUGAGUACAUAUGA